AAGCAGAUAAAUGAAGAUUUUUAUACUAAAAGUGAUCAUACUUUUAUUAUGCGUUAACGGAAUACGCAGUGAAUGUGAUGUGUGUCAAAGUUCAAAUUUUGUCGCCUGUCAUAAGGAAAACGAAUAUUCGUUAUGUAUUGAUGGUGUUCCCACCGAAGAUUUUAUAACAUGUCCUGAAAAUUAUGUUUGCACUCCCGAUCCUUAUGUCUGUUAUCCCCUGCCCGAAGCCAAGCCAAGUUGUGUGCGUCACACCCAUUUGUGUGGUGUAUGCAGUGAGAAUAAGGUUUACGCAUGUAUAAAUGAAACGACAAUUGCCUUUUGUUAUGGUGAAGAUAAACCAGUUGAAGGUGCUGAUGUUUCCUAUUGUUUAGGAGAUACUGUUUGUGAUAUCUACAGUACAAAAGGAUUUUGUACUGAAAGUUAUUUGGCUAAGCCAAGUUGUGUAACGUAUCCAAAUGAUAAUGAUUACGAUGAUCCGGGCUCAGUAACUACAACUGCUGAACCGACAACCACUACAAGUGAACCAACUACUACAACUACUGAGGCAACUACAACCACCACCACAACAACAACUGAGCCAACAACUAUUGAGGCAACUACAACCACCACGGAACCGACAACUACUACAACUAUGGAGCCAACUACAACAACCACAAGUACAGAAGCAACUACUACAACUACUGAGGCAACUACAACCACUACGGAAUCGACAACUACAACCACUACAACUGAGCCAACUACGACAACCACAACUACAGAGCCAACUACUGAAGCAACUACAACGACCACGGAACCAACUACUACAACCACUAUGAAGCCAACUACAACAACCACAACAACAGAACCAACUACUACUACUACUGAGGUAACUACAACCACUACGGAACCGACAACUACAACUGAGCCAACUACGACAACCACAACUACAGAGCCAACUACUACAACAACUGAACCUACAACUACAACUACAGAACCUACUACAACAACAAAGGAGCCAACUACUACUACUACUACAACGGAACCAACAACCACAACUACCGAACCAACAACCACAACCACUGAAUCGACCACCACCACUACAACAGAACCGACAACAACAAGUACAACAACAACUAAACCUUCUGGUCCCGUCGACCCUGACAUUUUUUGCAAAGAUGCGGGAACAACUGGUUCCUUUUAUGCAGGCGAUCCAAAAUGCAUGACUUUCAUUUUAUGCUUCGAAAUGAACAACGCAAUUCGUGGAUUAAUUAGAAAAUGUCCAAAGGAUCAAUAUUUUCCGCCAGGUGCAGAUAAGUGCUCAGCGCCUAAGCCAGAUAUUUGUAAAAAUAAAAUGAAAAUAUUAAUUAAAAAAUUGUUUAUUUUAGUGAUUUGUGUGGCCUGUGUUCAGAGUGAUUGUGAUGUGUGUCAAAGUUCAAAUAAUGUGGCCUGUCAUAAGGAAAAUGUAUUUUCUUUGUGUAUAAAUGGCAUACCCACUGAAGAUUUCAUAACAUGUCCUGAAAAUCAUGUUUGCACGACCGAUCCUAAUGUCUGUUAUCCUCUGCCUGAGGCCAAGCCUACAUGUGUUCGCAAUUCAAAUCAAUGUGGUGUUUGUAACAAAAAUAAUGUCUAUGCAUGUGUAAAUGAGACAACAAUUGCUUUUUGCUAUGGCGCAGAUAAACCUGUUGAAGGUGCAGAUGUCUCGUAUUGUCUGGGGGAUACCGUUUGUGAUAUUUAUAGUCAAGAUGGUUUCUGUACAGAAAGUCAUCUUAGCAAGCCAAGUUGUGUUACAAAUGAUGAUUCAACGACAACAGAAACCUCCACUACAGAAUCAUCUACAACAACGACUACAACAGAAACCUCUAAUACAGAAUCGACAACUGAAUCAUCAACAACAACGUCAGAACCUGUAACCGAAACUACAGAUCCUACAACCACUACUACAGACUCUAUAAUUACUACGACAGAGAUUCCAUCUACAACAACAACAUCAACGCCAACAGUCCCAUCUUUACCUCGCGAUCCUGAUACUAUUUGUAAGGAUGCUGCUACUACUGGUUCAUUUUAUGCAGAUGAUCCCACUUGUACUACCUUCGUUGUGUGCUACAUUUCCGGAACCUCGUUAGCUGGCAUAAAAAAGAACUGUCAAUUAGGGCAAUAUUUUCCUCCCGGUGCUAAAUUUUGCUCAGCUCCUAAACCAGAUUGUCUAGUUUUAGUUGCUGCUUAUCAAAUCGAAGCAGUUUGUGAUGAUGAUUUUGAUAAGAUCUGUGGACAGCGUACUAUAGGAACUUUUCCAUAUGAUUGUGAUAAAUCCUGCACCAAAUUCAUAAUAUGUUUUAAUAUGAAUGAUAAACCAAAAGGACUAUUAAAACUCUGCCCAAGCGGACAAUACUACGAUAGUUCGCAUAGACUAUGCACCGAUCAUAAACCGGACAACUGUUCUUAAAUUUCAACAAUCAUUACGGCAAUCAGUCAACUUUAAUAAGCAAUACAAUCUAAAGGUCUUGUUUUUUGACACUUUUGCGUAGCGGCAUUAAAGUAACCAUCACAAUAGUAAACCCAACCCAAAUAUUGUCCCGAUAAAAGAUAACAGUAGACAUAUCUGAAAUAAAUGGUUAAAAAUAAAAACAAAA
Messenger RNA from Lucilia cuprina (Australian sheep blowfly), 2609 nucleotides. RefSeq names its product mucin-2-like. Gene Ontology annotation, cellular component: extracellular region. The record is from RefSeq and is a predicted model, not a curated record. The coding region runs from base 11 to 2422 and encodes 803 amino acids. Lineage: Eukaryota; Metazoa; Arthropoda; Insecta; Diptera; Calliphoridae. Gene Ontology annotation, molecular function: chitin binding. The transcript has 12 exons.